CUCUCUCUCUCACAAACUUAUGGCAUUGAUGUUGCUAGUCUAAAUUAGCAUGGAAAGCUUGAGUGGAACAGCUUGCGCCAUGUAACAAUCUCCAGUUUCUACAUUGAGUGGUUACAUUCUUGAUUGCUGCAUGAAGCUUACGUGUCUAAGUAAAGGUGGAGGCUAUCAUUGCCCGCCCUGCCACAUAGUUAGUGUAGGCGGGUUACAGUUCUUACUUGAUUGCCCACUGGACCUUUCAGCUCUCACGAUUUUCUCUCCGAUUCCCACUGGUUCUAAUGCUGUGCUCGAUGAGGAUUCUGAUUGUUCACCUCGUACGUCUUUGGAUACCGAAGAUGGUCGAAAGAGGCAGAAGAUGGAUAAAACCCUCGAUUCAGACGAUUUGAUAUGCUCUGAGCCUUGUUACAAAACUGUAACAAACUUACAUCUUUGGGAUCUCUCUUUCAUUGAUGUUGUCUUGAUCUCAACUCCUAUGGGUAUGCUUGGAUUACCGUUUCUAACGCGCACUAAAGGUUUUUCCGCUAAGAUAUAUGCCACUGAUGCAGCAGCAAGACUUGGGCAGCUAAUGAUGGAGGAUCUUAUAUUGAUGAAUGUGGAUUUUAGGCAGUUUUAUGGACCUGAGGAAUCUAGUUUUCCUAAGUGGAUGAAGUGGGAAGAGCUUGAAGUGCUUCCAUCAGCGUUGAAAGAGAUAGCUGUUGGUAAAGACGGAUCGGAGAUCGCUGGUUGGAUGCCUUUGUAUAGUGCAGCUGAUAUGAAGGAUUGCAUGCAGAAAGUUCAGACUCUUAAAUAUGCUGAAGAAACCUGCUACAAUGGUGCAUUUAUCUUGAAAGCAUUCAGCUCUGGUCUUGAAAUUGGCUCAUGUAAUUGGACUAUACGGGGUCCAAAAAAUAGUGUUGUGUGUCUUUCCAGUUCCAUCUUUGUUACUUCUCAUGCAAUGAACUUCGACUACCAUGCUCUUCAAGGAUAUGAUCUGAUUUUAUUUUCUGACUUCUCACUUGAUGUCUACGAAGAUACUGAGAAUGGUGUUAUGACUGCUGCGAACAAUUUAUCAUCUAUCAGUGAUGGCAGUGAUACCCAACAUAUGACUACCGAGUCGUUGCUCAACACAGAUGAUAGUUUCGAAGAGAUGGAGAAAUUAGCUUUUAUAUCCUCCUGCAUCAUAGAUUCUGUGAAGGUUGGAGGUUCGGUCCUUGUUCCCAUUGGACGACUGGGCAUUGUACUGCAGCUUUUGGAAUGCAUUUCCUGUGCCUUAGAGUCAUUAAAUCUGAAGGUCCCCAUAUUCGUUAUCUCCUCUGUAGCAGAAGAAUUAUUGGCAUUCUCCAAUGUCAUACCGGAGUGGUUGUGUAAGCAGCGGCAAGAAAAGCUGUACUCUGGCGAACCAUUGUUUGGACAUGUAGACCUGAUUAAAGGAAAGAAGCUUCAUUUGUUUCCUGCACUUCAUUCCGAGACAUUACUAAAAAUCUGGCAGGAACCAUGCAUUGUAUUCUCUUCUCACUGGAGUCUGCGGCUUGGACCUUGUGUUCACUUGCUUCGCCGUUGGUGUGGGGAUCCAAAUUCUUUGCUUGUCAUGGAGAAAGGGGUUGAUGCUGAUUUGGCUCUGUUACCUUUCAAGCCAAUGGCCAUGAAAAUCCUUCAGUGUUCAUUUCUUUCAGGAAUGAAGCUGGAGAAAGUUCAACCUUUGCUGAAGAUGCUGCACCCAAAAGUUGUUUUGUUCCCUGAAAAUUUGAGGCAGCAUUUUGGUGGUUCAAGUACAAGUUCAAUCUCAUUUAUUCAGUACUCUGAAAAUGAAACACUGCGAAUUCCAAGGUUGAAUCUCACCCCAGAGCUGGACAUUUCAACAGAUUUGGCUUCCCAGCUCAACUGGACAAAGUUGACUGAUGAAAACAUCCAUAUAGCCAGACUGAAGGGAGAGCUCUCUGUGGAGAAUGGAAUAAAUCGGUUACUCCCUGGAAAUGAGCAAAUAGUCUCUUCGCAGAGUGGGCUAUUGAUGCACUGGGGUUCGGUUAAUUUGCAAAGUCUUGUGGCAUCAUUGCAGAAGAUGGGAAUCAAUGCGCGAGUUGAAGAGGAAACAAAUGGUACCGAAACAGAAUAUGGUGUACAUGUUGUUGGCCCAAACAGGGCACUGAUCAAUAUCAAUGCUACAAGAACUGUUAUUAGCACCGGUGAUGAGAAAUUGGCCUCCCUCAUUUUUGAAGCCAUCACUAACAGUUUGGAUAGCAUAUAAUAGAAGGGAUAGUCUUGUGUUAGUGUAUAUAUUUUUUCUGUUGUAUCCCGAUUCGGGACAAAUAUUGUGAAAUAGUUUGAAAUGUGUUUUCUUCAAACUA
This is a messenger RNA of Rhododendron vialii, 2321 nucleotides long. RefSeq lists its product as uncharacterized. The transcript has 11 exons. Gene Ontology annotation, cellular component: integrator complex. Gene Ontology annotation, biological process: snRNA processing. The record is from RefSeq and is a predicted model, not a curated record. Lineage: Eukaryota; Viridiplantae; Streptophyta; Magnoliopsida; Ericales; Ericaceae. Bases 131 to 2221 code for a protein of 696 amino acids.